AUGACAGCGUCUACUCACAAUGCGGUCGACAACGUCCUAGAACGCUUCAUCAUCCUCAACAAGAAAGCCCACCUUCUGACGGAGGAUCAGAUCCUUCGGGUGGCGACCGACCAAUCCAAGGUCAACAAAUCAUUGCAACAUUACACCAUUGAUGCACCGGGUGGGCGGGAUUUGAACGAGAACAACAAGUUGGCCAAGCAAGCCCUAGCUAGAGUCAAAUCCGCGGUUAUUAUCUUCACAACUUGUGCAGGCGCUGGGCUGGGUAUUCUGCGGAAGGUCGACUUUGAGAUCGCGUUGAUAGACAAGGCAUCGCAGAUCACGGAGCCCUGCGCGUUGAUACCCCUCGUGAAAGGUGUCAAAAGAGCGGUGCUUGUCGGUGACCACCCGGCACGGACAGCGUGCAACUUCGUCCAACGGUUCGGCACAUGGCGAAAGCAUUGGAGUAUGUGUCUCUAUUUGAGGGGCUGUAUACGGGCCAAACCUCCCUAUGGUGUCCCGAACAAUGCUGGAUGGGAGUUCUACGAAGGGAAAUUACAGAGCGCAAUUACGAAUAGCCAGGAGGUACUAGGACGGCUGGAGGGUUCAUCUUUCCCCUGGCCCCGUCGUAACGGCUAUAUCUUCCCAACCGUGUUCAUACAAUGCUCGACAGAAGAGGACCUAGGCGAAAACGCAAAGACGGAAGCCGCAAAAUCCUCGGCCUGGACUGGGCCAAUGGCGUUAUUGGGAUUGGUGGUGUUCUUCGAGAACUCACUCCCUUCGCUCGUCAACCUCAAGCUUUAUGAUUACAUCUCGCCAAUGGAAGACGCAGAACUAGUCCGUCAACUGGCAUCCUUUUCCUCGAUUACGGCACUCUGCCUGAGCAACGUCCGCUUUACCAGUCUCGCUCCGAUCGUGUCCAGCUUUCCCCAGCUCGAAUACCUCUGGUUAAAGUCUGCAUUCACAUUGGAGCGCGAUAUAAACUACGAUGCAUUAACCGCGACGAAGCUGAAGUAUUUGCGAUGCUAUUCACUUCAUGAAACGACGGCGAAGGCCUUUGGGCUUAGGAUGCUCGAUACUGUCAAGACGCUGGUCGUCCUGGUCGUUGUGGACGUUACCUUGCUCCCCAUACAUCACACUAUUCAAAUGUACAAUGGCAAUUACCGCGGUCCGGCAUUUCACCGUGCCCACGAAUGGAAGAGGUGGUGGGAAGACACUGGACGCGCUGUUGAGUUGGCCAGCCGCCUUCAGAUCAGUAAAGCCCCAAGCGCCGAGAGUGACAAGGAUCCUCAAAGGCAAGGAAUCGUUGAUGUCGUGUAUCAAUCUGAGGAAUGGAACAAAUGGUACAGACGUGCCGUUGAGUUUCCUGGCUCCCAGGUGUUGCCUACUCAAGAUCAAGCUGAUACUCCUACUGCCGUCUCUCACUCAGUGACCUGGCAGGCUUAA
Messenger RNA from Pleurotus ostreatus (oyster mushroom), 1422 nucleotides. RefSeq lists its product as uncharacterized. Bases 1 to 1422 code for a protein of 473 amino acids. NCBI's taxonomy places the organism in Eukaryota, Fungi, Basidiomycota, Agaricomycetes, Agaricales, Pleurotaceae. The transcript is spliced from 9 exons. The record is from RefSeq and is a predicted model, not a curated record. Gene Ontology annotation, molecular function: helicase activity.